AUCAACGAACCAUGCUCAUCACCACACUCGGUCUGCUCGCACUAUCCCGCUCUAGGUAGAUUCUACCUCGACACAUCAAUCAAGAUUUUUUCCCAUCCACCCCGAAUUAUCCGCAGGACAAUGUGGCCCAAACAAAGGGACCAGGUUACGGAACUGCAAGUUCUGAGACGAUUUGACAACUCGACUCUUUUCCGAUACGGAGGCGCGUCUAUUAUCUUGCCGUUUCAAGACGAAUAACUUGGUAUCCUAGUAUCAUGAUUCUAGUUCGCAAAAUCUUGCAUCUGAUUUGAACAAACGAUCUGUCCUCUAGAGUCAGACAUUCAAAAAUCAUUGAAUUUUCAAUCAUGAUAGUUACUUUUUUCAACAAAGUUUCCGUUGCCAUUCACAUCCAUCCACUCAGAUUAUCCACUUCGUCAGUAUUUCCCAUUUCCCUCCUCCCUAAGCGAUGAUGUCCACUGCCCAACUUGAUUAUGAAGCGCUCGAGUUCUGCGUACAAGCAUUCGAUGUCAUUCUGAUUAUCACAUUCAUCCUGUUAGGCCUAACAAGCCUGACAGCGAAGCUUUCCUCGCGCAUAUCCAGGUCAAAAACUUGGUACCUGUUCAUCGGAAGCACGAUGUUCUGGUGUAUCGCGUACCUGUUAUUGCUCGGCCGACAAGGCAACCGAGACCCUGCCUUCGGCAUCUGUCUCUUGCAGUCAGCCCUGGUAUAUGCGGCCAAUCCUAUAGCUACGAUCUCCGCCUUGGGCCUGGCGCUCGAGCUGCACAUGAAGCUUAAUAUCCUGUCAUUUUCCGACAAAAGACUGAAAGAAUGGCAAUCCUGGUUCCUUGCUGCGCCGCCUGCUGUCGGUCUGGUGGUGUUCUUCUAUGUCUUAGGUAUCGGAGCCGCCCACCCAGAUGCCGUCCAACGAGAUUCGAGCCGUAUCUUCUGUCACAUCCCUCAUAUAGAUGGGUUCGGAAUUGGGCAACCGUUCGUCAUUAGCGCCGUAACAACCAUGAUACCCGACGCCCUCGUCCUUCUCUUUUCUGGUCUGGUUGCUAUCAAGGUAUGUAUUAGCAAGCGUAGAUAUGGACAGGCUCUUCCACCAAGCGGAAAUGCCCGCAUUACCGUGUCGUGGGUUAUACGUGUAACCGCGCUCACAGUUCUGCUUUCCAUCGGUAAUGUCAUGGCUAUAACCAGCUUGGUGAUGACCACAUCGACGGCAGGAUGGAACUUGGCCCUGACGUCAAUGCCUGUGUCCGUAGUUCUAGUCUUUGGCACCCAGAUGGACUUCUUGCAUACGUGGUGCUGCCGCCAUAAAGCAAGCAGAGGGGAGUCGAGAAAAGAGGCGAAGGGUUUGGAGAUGGCCAUUAGUGUGCGACCAUCUCCUAGUCGCAUCGACCUUCUGCGUCCGUGUGAGGACAGAUGAAGAAACCCGGCGCGAGAUGCCAAUUCCUAUUCAGCAGCAUUGUCUCUAUUCUAUAAUUGCAAUUAAAUAGC
Molecule: messenger RNA, 1476 nt
Organism: Desarmillaria tabescens
Lineage: Eukaryota; Fungi; Basidiomycota; Agaricomycetes; Agaricales; Physalacriaceae
Exons: 11
Coding region: 446-1405 (319 amino acids)
Source: RefSeq, a predicted model, not a curated record